AUCUUCGUUCCCACGUACAAGACUCCAUUGCUAUGCUAUCUCUCUAUCUAGAGAGAGAGAGAGAGAGAGAAUUUUGGUUUUGAAUUUUGAGAAAAUAAAUAAACAAUAUAUAUAUAUAUAUUAGAAUGCUUCUCGGAAGCGCUUCUUCACCGAUCUUAAAUCCAUGCCUCCGUCAAUCCUCGCCGGAACCCGACCCGGGUUACCGUUCCGAGAUCCGAACCGAUUACGUGUCCUUCUCUUCCAAUUCCUCACUCCCUCUUCCAAACUCAGUCAAGAAAACCAAUUUUGUCAAGCUCUCUCCGUUGAAGAAGAAGAAGAUAAAGGAGGUUAUCCACCACCAAAGUGAAGAACGAGAAAUGGGUCUUUGGUGUUUGGAAUCCACGCCGAUGAUGAUGACGAUGCCGAGCUCUGUUGGGUUGGCGAUGGAUGAAGCGUGCUCUCUCGGGGUGGAGGAGAAGGUGGAACAGGGUGUUCUGGUAGGUGGUGGGGUUGGAAAUGGCAGUGCUGGCGGUAUCUCCGGCGGCCGUGGUGGCGGUGGCGACAGAGAUGGGAGUGAUGGGUAUUGGGAUUCCGGCAAAGGGAGUGAGAGCAUUGAUGGGUAUUAUAAAAAAAUGAUCAAAGACUACCCAGAAGAUGCUCUGCUUCUUGGGAACUACGCAAGGUUCUUGAAAGAGGUACUUGGUGAUGUUGAAAAAGCGGAGGAAUACUGUGAAAGAGCAAUUUUGGCAGAGCCAAGUGAUGGGAAUGCUUUAUCUCUAUAUGGAGAUCUAAUAUGGUAUAGACACAAAGAUGCUCAUCGAGCUCAGAGCUAUUUUCAUCAAGCUGUUCAGUCUGCUCCUGAUGACUGUUUUGUUCUCGCUUCAUACGCUAAAUUCCUUUGGGAUGCUGGAGAUGAAGAGGAAGAAGAUGAAGAAGAUGAAGAUGGAGGAGGACAUGGAAUGGAAGACACAAAAAACAUUCAGACAACCAUUCCAUGUCCCUCCUCUAUGCGUCCUUUAGUUGCUGGUUCUUGAAAUGAACUUUUACAUGUCUGUCUGGUGGUAGUAGUAAAAGUUUCUUUCAUUUGCUUACCAAAAUUGACAACCCCUCUUGUGUAUAUAUGACCAUGAUGAAUUUCUGCUGAGGUGACAUCUUUCUGAUGCUGUAAAAUGUCCGGACUAUGAAGGGGUUGGGAAUGUUUGGUUGGAAAGAAAAGAAAAUGAAAAAUAUCUUAAGCUAAGUUUGAGUAACGGGGAAUAAUUUAUAUAAGAAGGAUACGUUUGAUUGUUCUUGUCUUUUAUACAGGGCAACAUCUGUAGCUGAUAUUCUUUCAUAAAACCAUUUAAUCCUGUGGCCCUAGUGCUUGGGUUUGUUUUGUUUCCUUUGAU
Ziziphus jujuba (common jujube) is the source of this 1367-nucleotide messenger RNA. RefSeq lists its product as uncharacterized. The record is from RefSeq and is a predicted model, not a curated record. Gene Ontology annotation, molecular function: protein binding. The coding region runs from base 126 to 1013 and encodes 295 amino acids. Lineage: Eukaryota; Viridiplantae; Streptophyta; Magnoliopsida; Rosales; Rhamnaceae. The transcript has 3 exons.